AUGGUAUCCGAAUGUACAAUACCAGGUACUGAUAUAGUAAGCCCAAGAAUAAGAGUAUCAAUAUACGUACAAAGUUCAUUAGUAAUUUUAAAAUUAUUUUCAAACCAAAAAAAAUAUAAAAUUUGUGUUAUUCCCGGUGGGAACAUCGUUCAUCUUAAUAAUAUCAGCCAUAAUUCAAUAUUACAACAACAACCUACAUUAUUUAUUUCAAAUAGAAGAUUACUAAUCUCAUUUGCUUCCUUGUUGAUAACAUGUUAUAGUACAUGGAUAUGGACAACUAUUAAAUGGAAAUUACCCGAACAAGAGUGUGGGGAUAAAGUGAGAGUUUUUUGGUUAACGAUUCCACUCAAUCCAAUUGGAUGGGUGCGAAUCUUCACGUUAAUAUCCUUAAGUGUUAACUUAUUAAUUCUAUUUGUAAUUUUUCUUACAUUUGCGGUAUUGAUGGGUGAUGAAGGUGAUGAUGAUGGCGAUAAGGGUGAUGAUGAGGGUGAUGAUGGUGAUUAUGAUGGUCGUAAUAUAACAACAAUGGCUAUUAGAUUAUGCUGCCUUGCAAUACCUUAUUUAGUGUUGCUUAUAGUAUCAUCUGAAAUACUAAUACAUAGAAAUCCAAUAUCAGAAAUUCCUGCGAAUUGGGGUAUUAAAGAAAUAGUGAUCCUAAUUCUAUCUGGGGGAGACGUGACAUUAUAA
Molecule: messenger RNA, 687 nt
Organism: Diversispora eburnea
Lineage: Eukaryota; Fungi; Glomeromycota; Glomeromycetes; Diversisporales; Diversisporaceae
Source: the annotation of a GenBank genome assembly